Messenger RNA from Wallemia ichthyophaga EXF-994, 627 nucleotides. Its product is annotated as DNA replication complex GINS protein PSF2. The transcript has 2 exons. Gene Ontology annotation, cellular component: GINS complex; nucleus. The record is from RefSeq and is a predicted model, not a curated record. NCBI's taxonomy places the organism in Eukaryota, Fungi, Basidiomycota, Wallemiomycetes, Wallemiales, Wallemiaceae. Bases 1 to 627 code for a protein of 208 amino acids. Gene Ontology annotation, biological process: DNA replication; double-strand break repair via break-induced replication.
AUGGCAGUGCCUGGACAGAAAAAGGAAUCGCUUACGCCAAGUGAACUGCAUUUCAUAGCGACAUCCGAAUACGUGGUGGAGAUUGUACCCAAUUUCUCAAUGGGCCAGAUACGGUUGUUGAGUGGUAUCUGGGGACCAUUCACACCGCCAGGCAAAGCCAGAGUGCCUCUGUGGCUGGCACUCGAUUUGAAGCGGCGGAAGAGGUGCUCGAUAGUUGCGCCAGAGUGGAUGAGCGUCGAUCAUCUACAAGAGAGGCUCAAAGACGAGACCACUCACGGCGAGUACGCUGAUUUGCCAUUCCGGUAUUUGGAAAUAUCAAAAGCGAUAAUCGGCGUGGCUGGUGAGGAUGUAGACAAUGCAGCACUCAUUCGCAGUCUGCUGAUGGAUAUUCGUCAGGCACGCCAAACAAAGUCGCGUCAAGGUGUUGUCAAGAUGAAUGACGCGGGCAUGGCCAUGACGGGGAUCUCCCAGCUCGAAAUCAACGAACUGCGGCCAUUCUUUGUGCAGUCAUUUGGCGUGAUGAGGAGGCUGGGUGGUGCACAUGUCGCAGCGCCAAUGAGCCAGUCGACGCAGAUACCAAGCCAGUUUACCCUGGAUGAGGAUGGAUGGGAUGUGAGUGGGGUGUAG